AUGAGCACGAACAGCACAGAGAGUUCAAUAGAAAAAGUGACCCAACAAAAAGAAGAGAAUGAUGGAGAUUCUAGAAAAGACGGACUCCCAUCCACAUCGAGACCCUAUAUUCGAUUGGCUUCUGAGCUUCGAAAUCUCACAAAAGAUUUGGGUGAUGAGGUCCGUUUCCGAUGUGAGGCGCUCGGCACUCCACCGCUGACUUUCAGUUGGUUAAAGAACCAAGCUCUCGUCGAGAAAUCGCGUCGAAUAAAGAUCAAAACGAGAGAGAAUUCUUCCCGUCUCGUCAUUCAACAUCUCGAUGUUCUCGACAGCGGUUACUAUCAAUGUGUGGUGAGCAAUUCGGCCGCUUCAGUCAACACGACAAGCGUCUUGAGGAAAUUGCUUGCC
This is a messenger RNA of Mesorhabditis belari, 387 nucleotides long. The record is from the annotation of a GenBank genome assembly. NCBI's taxonomy places the organism in Eukaryota, Metazoa, Nematoda, Chromadorea, Rhabditida, Rhabditidae.